Messenger RNA from Paramuricea clavata, 2450 nucleotides. The record is from the annotation of a GenBank genome assembly. Lineage: Eukaryota; Metazoa; Cnidaria; Anthozoa; Malacalcyonacea; Plexauridae.
GCAGCAUCAACUUUGAACCUGUUAGAGAGUCUGGGUUUCUUGGUCAACUACAAGAAAUCCCAAUUGGUUCCCAGUCAGCAACUAGAAUUUUUAGGUUUGUUAAUAGAUUCCAGGGGCCUUACCCUUCAAUUACCAGGGGAGAAGUUAAGAAAAAUUCGAAAACGUUGCCAAAAGCUGCAAGAUCAGGCAGAGGUCUCAAUACGGGAAUUGUCAAAAUUCCUGGGCCUCCUGACAUCCUCCAUUCAGACCGUUUUCCCAGCUCCCCUCCAUUUCAGAAAUCUACAGAGACUGAAAACCAAGCAAUGGCUUCUCACCAAUCUUACGAGGCCAUGAUUUCUCUGGAUCAAGCAUCCCGGGAAGAGAUAGCUUGGUGGAGGGAUCACCUCCUAGCAUGGAAUGGCAGAGCGCUGUUCCAAAAACCAAUCGAUCUGAUCAUCGAGACCGAUGCAUCUCGAAAGGGUUGGGGGGCAUACUGCCAGGGCAUCAGUACAGGGGGUCCUUGGUGCUUGGAAGAAAAGAGAUUGCACAUCAAUUGCCUCGAACUCCUAGCAGGGUCAUUGGCUAUCAAGACCUUCACAAAGGACAAGGUUUGUGCACAUGUGAAGUUGCUAAUGGACAAUACAGCAGCUGUAGCAUACAUAAACAAAGUGAGGGGAACUCACUCUCAGGGCCUAUCGAAUUUAGCUUUAGACCUAUGGGAGUGGUGCAUUCACAACAACAUGGAGGUUUCUGCUCACCAUCUUCCAGGGCAUCUAAAUAUAAGAGCAGACAGGGAAUCACGUCUCUUACUAGAUUCCAGCGACUGGAAACUAAACCCCGUAAUGUUUCAGUCUCUGGUGAUGAAUUGGGGUCCCUUAGAGAUAGACCUCUUUGCAUCACGUCUAACUUAUCAGCUGCCACAGUUUGUCAGUUGGAGACCGGACCCCCUAGCAGUACAUUCAGAUGCAUUCUCGAUCAGUUGGCAGAACAGGCAGGGGUAUGCCUUUCCCCCAUUUGCUUUGAUAGGUCGAUGUCUACAGCAGGUAAUGACUCAGAAUGUCGAGCAGUUAAUCCUUGUAGCUCCAUUAUGGCCAGCUCAGCCAUGGUACCCAUUGCUGCUUCAUCUGUGCAUAGACCUCCCAGUGUUAUUUCCCAUGUCCCCAACACUUUUAAUGAGGGACAACCAGCCUCACCCUCUAACCAGUCUGCAACUGGCUGGUUGGAGACUGUCAGCCAACGUUAUGAAACAGCAGACAUUUCGGAGUCAACUCGAAACAUUUUGUUGGCAGCCUGGAGAAAGAACACCUCAUCUACUUAUUCAUCAUCCUGGAAUAAGUGGGUUAGCUGGUGCCUAUGGCUGGUGUGAUAGGCGGAAAGUCAAUCCUCUUUCAGCACCCUUAAGUGCAAUCUUAAAGUUUCUUAAGGAUCACUUUGAAGAGGGGAAAGCAUAUAGGACUCUAAAUGUGUAUCGUUCAACUGUAUCAACUCUUUUACCAGAGAUUGAUUCAUUUAGGGUGGGGUCUCACCCAUUAGUUUCUCAACUGUUAAAAGGUGUUUUCCAUCUAAGACCACCUGAACCACGGUACUCGUAUACUUGGAAGGUUGGGACUGUAAUAGCCUUUAUUAGAUCCCUGGGUAAAAAUGAGAAUUUGGAUCUCAAACUGUCAUCAUUUAAGUUAGUAAUUAUGCUGGGGCUUACGGCUCCAGAUAGAUCUUCAGAUCUGGUUAAGAGAGAUCUACGAUUCCGUACUUCCUUCCUGAAGGAGUGUCCUUCGAGUUACCUGGUUUGUCCAAGACUUCUAAAGUGGGAGAUUCCCCAAAGCUUAGUUUUCAUGCAGCUUUUCCUCAGGAUAAGAAUUUAUGUCCUGUGGAGUGUUUAAAAUCUUAUGAAUAUAAAACUAGAGAGUCCAGACCAAAGGACAAUACACAACCUAAUCCUUUGUUUUCUAUCGCAUAUACGGCCUUUUAAACCGGUAUCUUCAUCUACGUUGGCCAGGUGGAUAAAACGUUUAUUAAGUCUAGCUGGUAUUGAUACAGCGAUUUUUUCUGCACAUUCAUUAAGGGGUGCCGCUACAUCGGAAGCAUUAAAUCAAGGGGUUGCUGUUCCCGAGAUUUUGAAGAUGGCAGAUUGGCCGCAGGAAAAUACAUUUUGCAAAUUUUAUUAUAGACCGCAUUUUAACUCGUCACCUGGUAAAGCAGUUUUGUCGAGUAGUAUAAAUUAAUGUGGGCUUUAAACAUGCAUUGUUAAAUUGAAGUCGAGUAUCUCGAAAUAUAAUUUUAGAUUAUGCAAGUCUGUUUUAACAGAUGCGGUAUAAUAUUAAUUAUAUGAGAUGCGAGACGAGAUUUAACAAUGCAUUCCCGCCACGUUGUUUCCCUCCCCAUGCAUUGUUGUUAUGGGAUAUUGUUUCUUUGCCUUAUUUAGGUCGUUUACAAAAAGACGAGAAGCAGGCGCAGGUCAGCGGACUGUGUAA